AUUAUGUUACUGUUGGUAGCACUGACCGUUUGAUUUGACGCCUUGACGCUAGAGGUUGGCCAAUCGCUAGUCCUAUUAAUUUCUUUUCCCAUCCGUAGCCGAUUGGUGUCGUGCUAUCCAAAUGGGUAAACCCCGAGGAAUACGAACGGCGCGUAAGCACGUGAACCACCGUCGUGAACAGCGAUGGGCGGACAAAGAAUUCAAGAAAGCCCACAUGGGUACGAAAUGGAAGGCUAACCCUUUCGGUGGUGCAUCUCACGCAAAGGGCAUCGUCCUCGAGAAAGUUGGUGUAGAAGCUAAGCAGCCCAACUCUGCCAUCCGCAAAUGCGUCCGUGUACAGCUCAUUAAGAACGGAAAGAAAGUGACCGCAUUCGUCCCCCGUGACGGUUGCCUAAACCACAUCGAAGAAAACGACGAAGUACUAGUGGCGGGAUUCGGUCGUAAAGGUCACGCCGUCGGUGACAUUCCCGGAGUUCGUUUUAAGGUGGUAAAAGUAGCCAACGUGUCUCUCCUCGCUCUCUACAAAGAGAAAAAGGAGCGACCAAGAUCAUAGGUGUACAUUGUGAUAAGUGACCUGCUGUCGGGAAGCGCGUUGUUUAUAAGUUCAUAAAAUGUAAAAUCCUAGUACAUAAUAAAUAUUGUGUACAGCA
Bombyx mandarina (wild silkworm) is the source of this 650-nucleotide messenger RNA. RefSeq names its product ribosomal protein S23 (gene RpS23). NCBI's taxonomy places the organism in Eukaryota, Metazoa, Arthropoda, Insecta, Lepidoptera, Bombycidae. Gene Ontology annotation, molecular function: structural constituent of ribosome. Gene Ontology annotation, biological process: translation. The record is from RefSeq and is a predicted model, not a curated record. Gene Ontology annotation, cellular component: ribosome; small ribosomal subunit.